GUCCUGGGUCUGCUCCAGGUCGCUCGUGUCCCCUUAGCAACGGCCUGAUUAAUGCAAACACUGUGUUACCUUGGAGGCCGAGACACAAUCAGUGCACUCAGUCACUGAGCGGGACCGGCCCGGGACAGCAGCCAUGGAGGAGUCCCCCGCCGAGGACAGCAGACUGGACUUCAUAGCGGACUAUGUGCUGAGGACUUUCCGACUCAAACAGGACGCAUGGCAGCAGUGCGUGUCCAACGGGGACAACAGGCAGCUGCUGCAGGACUUCCUGGACCGAGCCGACCACAGGAGCCUGGUGAUGUGGGUGAGCGCGGCCGGGCUGCUGCAGCCCACAGCCGGCGUCCCCCCGGGCGGCAGCGGGACCCGGGCGGUGUACCUGCUGAAGCAGCGCGGGGCAGCGCUGCGGCCGCACCGCAUGCAGGAGCAGCUGCUGUGCGGGGACAUGUCCCCGGCUGCCCUGGACCACUUCUCUGCUCUGGUUCAGGAGGUUGUGGCCCCACUGCUCAACAAUAGGAACCACAGUGAAUGGCCCCAGGUCGUGUCCCAGGACGUCAGACGCCAUGUCCACUCCCUCCAGACCAAUGUGUUUGUGGUGACAGGCCAAGUCCAAGGCAAGACCCUGCUGCCUCUGCCUGCAGGCUGCGACCGGGUGGAGCAGGCUGCCCUGGAGGCUGAGCACAGGGGGGAGAUAAUGGAUAAGAGCAUCAUUCACUCCUUGGAGUCAGCAGUGAUUGAGUGGAGCCAUCAGAUCCGCACCGUCCUGAAGAAGGACUCCUCUGAGGCUCUGCUGGAGGGCAAAAACCCCACCCCACACAUGGAGCUGCUCUUCUGGAAGAACAGAUAUGCAGACCUGCAGUGCAUCCAGUCCCAGUUACAGUCCUCCAAGGUGAAUAAGAUGGCGAUGCUGUUGGAGGCUGUGGAGAGCAGCUACUCCCUUGCUUUCACUAACAUGCAACAGGAUGUCCUUGCAGCCCUGGAGGAGGCGAAGGACAUCUGCCGCUACCUGAGGCCGCUGCAGCGUCUGUUUGAGGACAUGGAGACUGCGGAGUUCCCUGAUGUCCGGGCUCAGAUUGGCCCGCUGAUGCACACCGUGUGCCUGGUGUGGGCCACCUCCAGAUACUAUAACACCCCCGCCCGCCUGGUGGUCUUGCUGCAGGAGACCUCCAACCUCCUCAUACAGCAGGCCCAGGUGUAUGUUGCCCCAGAAGAGGUUCUGAGAGGAGAGGCUUCAGAGAGUCUCCUGAAGGUGCAGACCUGCCUGGACAUCCUGCAGCUCUUCAAGAGCACCUACAAGGACCGGAGGGCCAAUCUGAGCCAGUAUCAGUGGAACGGGAGCUGUGUGAGGCCCUGGGACUUCUCCCCCCUGUUGGUCUUCUCUAGACUGGACCGCUUUAUUAACAGAGUCAGGACCAUUGAGGACAUCCUGUUGACAGCUGUGGACCUGCUGAAGCUUGAGAAAUUGGAGAUUGGAGGUAUGCGAGGCCGAGCCCUCAGCCAGCAGGUCCAGCUGCUCCACCAGGAGUUUGUGGACACUUACCGACUGAUCACAGAGAAGCCCUAUGACUGCCUGGACCUCGACAACAGGGAGUAUGAAGAAGACGUGAAGCAGUUCAAGCUGAAGGUGGAGGACACCGACCGAAGACUGGGAGCCAUCUUCUGUCAGGCCUUUGAGGACGCCUCUGGACUAGAGCACGCCUUCAAGGUUCUGGAUAUGUUCGGAAGCCUGCUGGAGCGCCCCUUAGUUGCCACAGAUGCUGGGGCCAGAUACCCUGUCCUCGUGUCCCUGUUUGACAACGAGCUGGACUGCUGUAAACACCUUUACAACAAACAGAUCCAAACUGCAGCGGAGCUGGGUUGGACUCCAGUGAAUAAGAAUAUGCCAGCAGUAGCUGGUGGGCUGAGAUGGGCCCAGGAGCUACAGCAGCGCAUCCAGAGCCCCUUCUCCAAAUUCAGACUCCUGUCGUACCCGUGCCUGGAGUCGGCAGAUGGAGCCAGGGUCAUCCACAAGUAUGAGGAGAUGAUGACACUGCUGGACAGAUACUCCAGCAGCCUGUAUGAGACAUGGACCGAGAGCGUGGGCGAGAGUUCUCAGUACAACCUCAGCCUGCCAGUCAUCAGCAGGGACCCGGCCACUCAGCUGAUCUCAGUCAACUUCAACCCGCAGCUGGCGGCGGUGCUCAGGGAAGUGAAGUACCUGGAGGCGGGGCGGAGCGAGGCCAUCCCUGACACCGCGGUGCAGGUCUACACCACCAGGGGGCAGCUGUGGCAGUAUGUGGCCAACCUGGAGCUCACCGUGGGCCGCUACAACAAGGUGAUGCAGUCCGUGCUGGACGUGGAGCUUCCUCUGGUUCAGGACCAGCUCAGGGACAUUGACGCUCAGCUCCAAAAGGCCCAGGAGAGUCUGAACUGGAACAGCCAAGGCCUGUGGCAGUACAUCCAGGAGGUGCGAGACUCGGUCUGUGACCUGGAGAGCCGUCUCCAGAGGACCAAGGACAACGUGGAGGAGAUCCAGAGCUGCAUGAGCACCUGGGCCAGCCCCAUGUUUGACAGGAAGGAGGGCAAAAAAGACGCCCUGCUCAGUCUGGAGGACAGGGCCGAGAGGGUGGACCGGUUCUACAGUCUGAUACGCUCCUCUGGAGAAAAGAUCCACUUCCUGCUAAAGAACAAUCUGGAGCUGUUCCGAGCCGAGCCGGGCUCUGACCAGUGGAAGGCCUACAUCGAGUACAUCGACGACAUGAUCAUCGAUGGAUUCUUCAACAGCAUUGAGUGCUCUCUCAAGUUCUUCCUGGAGAACACGGACCCGAGAGCGGCCGCCGCCCCCCUGUUCGAGGCUCAGCUGGACUUGAAGGUUCCCGACAUGGUGUUCACUCCGGCUCUGGAGUUUGGGGGGGGAGACAGCUUCUUUGAGCUGGUGGAGAGCCUCAUCAAUGAUGUGUUCCGAAUCUCCUCCCUGGUGCCCCGCCUGGCCCAGCACAGCCCUUCCCCCCACUACCAGGCUGACAUGGAGGACAUGGCUGAUCUGGCAGACAUGCGUCAUCUCCUCAUGGAACGCGUGCAGGGCGUCAUGGCGACGUGCUGUGAGUUCCGUAACUCUCUGGAGCGCUACAGCUACCUGUAUGUGGACGACAGGAAGGAGGUCAUUCGCCACUUCCUGUUGUACGGCCCCACUCUCAGCAGCCGCGAGGCGGAGCUCAACACUGACGACGGCGUCUCAGAGAGCCCACCGACGCUGGAGAACUUCAGAGAACAGGUGGACGGGUACGAGAAGAUCUACGAGGAGGUGUUGGGUCUGGAGCCGGUGCACGUGUUCCACGGAUGGAUGAGGGUGGAUGGCCGGAGCAUGAAGAGUGCCUUGCUCAGCAUCAUCAAAAAGUGGAGCUUCAUGUUCAAACAGCACCUCAUCGAUCAUGUGACCAACAGUCUGUCAGAUCUGGAGAGGUUUAUCAGUGUGGCGGAGGCUGGCCUGAGCCUGCAGGUGGAGGAGGGGGACUACGGUGGCCUGGUGGGGGUACUGGCUCACCUGAUGGCUGUUAAGGAAAGACAAAGCAGCACAGAUGCCAUGUUUGAGCCGCUGCAGCAAACCAUCGGCCUGCUGAAGCUCUACGAACAGGAGCUGCCUGACGUGGUCUACAAGCAGCUGGAGGUGUUGCCAGAGAAGUGGAACAAUGUGAAAAAGCAGGCUGUGUUAGUCAAGCAGCAGGUGGCACCUCUGCAGGCCAUCGAGGUGGCCAGCCUGCGACGGAAGUGUGCUGCAUUUGAUGUGGAGCAGCACACCUUCAGGGAGCACUUUCGCAACAACGGGCCCUUCAGGUUUGACAGCGAGAGUCCCAACCAGAUGUUGGAUGCAUUCCAGCUGCAGAUCCAGGAGCGGGAGGCAGUGAUGGCCUCCCUGGUGGAGUCUGCCAGCCUGUUCGAGGUCACCGUCUCCGAGUACAAACAGCUCCGACAAUGCAGGCGGGAGGUGGUCCUGCUGAAGCAGCUGUGGGACAUGAUCAGCGUGGUGGAAUCCAGCAUGGCGGCAUGGAAGAUGACUCCCUGGAGAGACAUUCACGUGGAGGACAUGGAGCUGGAGUGCAAACGCUUCUCUAAAGAUAUCCGGGGGCUGGAUAAAGAGGUGAGAGCGUGGGAGGCCUUCACCGGUUUGGACAGCAGGGUGAAGAACCUCCUCACCUCCCUGCGGGCCGUGGCAGAGCUCCAGAACCCGGCCAUACGCGCCCGGCACUGGCACCAGCUGAUGGCUGCUACUGGAGUCCGCUUCACCAUGGACCAGGACACCACGCUGGCCAGCCUGCUGCAGCUGGAGCUGCACUGCUUUGAAGAGGAGGUGAGAGGGAUCGUGGACAAGGCUGUUAAAGAGAUGGGCAUGGAGAAAGUCCUCUCUGAGCUCAACUCCACAUGGACAGGUAUGCAGUUCCAGUACGAGCCCCACCGCCGCACCCACGUGCCCCUGCUGCGCACGGACGAGGAGCUGAUCGAGACGCUGGAGGACAACCAGGUGCAGCUGCAGAACCUCAUGUCCUCCAAGUACAUCGCCCACUUCCUGGACGAGGUGUCGUCUUGGCAGAGCAAGCUGUCUGUGGCCGACUCGGUCAUCUCCAUCUGGUUCGAGGUGCAGCGCACAUGGACCCACCUGGAGAGCAUCUUCAUCGGCUCGGAGGACAUCCGCUCGCAGCUGCCAGAGGACUCCAGGCGCUUUGAAGGGAUUGAUGCUGAUUUCAAAGAGCUGGCAAACGCCAUGCAUCAAACGCCCAACGUAGUGGAGGCCACCAAUAAACCGGGCCUGAUUGGUAAACUGGAGGACAUCCAGAGCAGGCUGUCUCUAUGUGAAAAAGCUCUGGCAGAAUACCUGGACACCAAGCGUCUGGCCUUCCCCAGGUUUUACUUCAUCUCUUCGGCUGAUCUGCUGGACAUCCUGUCUAAUGGGACCAACCCGCUCCAGGUCCAGAAGCAUCUGUCUAAGCUGUUUGACAACAUGGCUAAGAUGCAAUUUGAAGCAGAUGGACAGGGGAAUCCUUCUCAGACUGGUCUGGGCAUGUACAGCAAAGAGGAGGAGUAUGUCCCCUUUAAUGAGCCCUGUGACUGCACUGGACAGGUGGAGGUGUGGCUGAACCGGGUUCUGCAGAGCAUGCGCUCCACGGUCCGGCACCAGAUGACCGAGGCAGUGUUGGCCUACGAGGACAAACCCAGAGAGCAGUGGCUCUUUGACUAUCCGGCGCAGGUGGCGCUGACCUGCACUCAGAUCUGGUGGACGUCUGACAUCGGCAUGGCGUUCGCCCGUCUGGAGGAGGGCUACGACAGCGCCAUGAAGGAGUACUACAGGAAGCAGGUGUCCCAGCUUAACACCCUCAUCUCCAUGCUGGUUGGCCAGCUCACGCCGGGCGAUCGGCAGAAAGUCAUGACCAUCUGCACCAUCGACGUCCACGCCAGGGACGUGGUGGCCAAGAUGAUCACUCAGAAGGUGGAGAGUUCUCAGGCCUUCGUGUGGCUGUCCCAGCUGAGACACCGCUGGGAUGAGAAGGAGAAGCACUGCUUUGCCAACAUUUGUGAUGCCCAGUUUCUCUACUCCUACGAAUACCUGGGCAACACGCCCCGAUUAGUCAUCACUCCUCUAACAGACAGAUGCUACAUCACCCUGACCCAGUCGCUCCACCUGACCAUGAGUGGAGCUCCGGCAGGGCCUGCAGGCACUGGGAAGACUGAGACUACCAAAGACCUGGGCCGAGCCCUCGGAAUCAUGGUCUAUGUAUUCAACUGCUCUGAGCAGAUGGACUAUAAGUCCUGUGGGGACAUCUACAAAGGCCUGGCUCAGACGGGGGCAUGGGGCUGCUUUGACGAGUUUAACAGGAUCUCAGUGGAGGUGCUGUCUGUGGUGGCUGUACAGGUGAAAAGCAUCCAGGAUGCCAUUCGAGAUAAGAAGAAGAGGUUCAACUUCAUGGGCGAGGAGGUGAAUCUGUGCCCGUCUGUGGGCAUCUUCAUCACGAUGAACCCCGGCUACGCUGGCAGGACCGAGCUUCCUGAGAACCUCAAGGCUCUGUUCAGACCGUGUGCCAUGGUGGUGCCAGACUUCGAGCUGAUCUGUGAAAUCAUGCUGGUGGCCGAGGGCUUCCUGGACGCCCGCGUCCUGGCCAGGAAGUUUAUCACCCUCUACACACUGUGUAAAGAGCUGUUGUCCAAACAGGACCACUAUGACUGGGGCCUCCGAGCCAUCAAGUCCGUGCUGGUGGUGGCCGGCUCUCUGAAGAGAGGAGACCCCGGCCGAGCGGAGGACCAGGUGCUGAUGCGAGCUCUGAGAGACUUCAACAUCCCCAAGAUCGUGACAGAUGACAUGCCCGUGUUCAUGGGGUUGAUAGGUGACCUGUUCCCUGCCCUGGACGUCCCCAGGAAACGAGACCUGGACUUUGAGAAGCACGUGAAGGAGUCCAUUUUGGACCUGAAGUUGCAGGCCGAGGACAAUUUUCUCCUCAAGGUGGUGCAGCUGGAGGAGCUGCUGGCUGUUCGUCACUCUGUGUUUGUGAUCGGGAACGCAGGCACCGGAAAGAGUCAGGUGAUGAGGUCACUCCAGAGGACCUAUCAGAACAUGAAGCGCAGACCUGUGUGGGCGGACCUUAACCCAAAGGCUGUGACCAAUGACGAGCUCUUUGGCAUCAUCAACCCAGCUACCAGAGAGUGGAAAGAUGGCCUGUUCUCCAACAUCAUGAGGGAACUGGCCAACGUCAGUCACAGUGGACCCAAGUGGAUCGUUCUGGAUGGAGACAUCGACCCCAUGUGGAUUGAGUCACUCAACACGGUCAUGGAUGAUAACAAGGUGCUGACUCUGGCCAGUAAUGAGCGGAUCCCUCUGAACCCUACCAUGAGGCUGGUGUUUGAGAUCAGCCACCUGCGCACUGCCACCCCCGCUACAGUAUCUAGAGCAGGCAUCCUGUACAUAAACCCAGCAGACCUCGGCUGGAACCCGCCGGUCUCCAGCUGGAUUGACAAGAGGGAGGUCCAAUCAGAGAAGGCCAAUCUGACCAUACUGUUUGACAAGUACCUCCCCUCUUGCCUGGAUGGAAUCAGAUCAAGGUUUAAGAAGAUCAUCCCUAUCCCUGAGCAGAGCAUGGUCCAGAUGCUGUGCCAUUUGCUGGAGUGUGUGCUGACUCCCGAAAACACCCCGCCAGACUGUGCCAAGGAACUUUAUGAGCUCUACUUCGUCUUUGCUGUGGUCUGGGCCUUCGGGGGAGCCAUGUUCCAGGACCAGCUGGUCGACUACAGAGUGGAGUUCAGCAAGUGGUGGGUGGCCGAGUUCAAAAGCAUCAAGUUCCCGUCCCAGGGCACCGUGUUCGAUUACUACAUCGACCCCGAGAGCAAGAAGUUUGAACCCUGGUCCAAGAUGGUGCCCAGGUUUGAGAUGGACGCAGACACACCUCUUCAGGCGUGUCUAGUCCACACUACAGAGACCAUUCGAGUCCGGUACUUCGUGGACCGCCUCCUGGAGCGCCGCCGGCCCGUCAUGCUGGUCGGGAACGCUGGGACAGGGAAGUCUGUUCUGGUCGGGGACAAACUGGGAUCGUUGGAUGCAGAGAAAUACAUGAUCAAAAAUGUCCCCUUUAACUAUUACACCACAUCCGCUAUGCUCCAAGCUGUGUUGGAAAAGCCCCUAGAGAAGAAAGCAGGGCGCAACUAUGGGCCUCCAGGCAGCAGAAGACUAAUCUACUUCAUAGACGACAUGAAUAUGCCGGAGGUGGAUGCAUAUGGAACGGUGCAACCUCACACACUCAUUCGCCAACACAUGGACUACAACCACUGGUACGACCGUAAUAAGCUGCUUUUGAAAGAAGUACACAACGUUCAAUACGUGUCCUGCAUGAACCCCACAGCUGGCAGCUUCACUAUCAAUCCACGACUGCAGCGCCACUUCUCUGUCUUCGCCCUGUCCUUUCCUGGAGCCGAGGCCUUGAGCACCAUCUACACCUCGAUCCUGUCCCAGCACCUGAGAGGAGGGGCCUUCAGCGUCGCCCUGCACAAGAGCUGCCCCACCCUGGUCCAGGUAGCCCUGGCCCUGCACCAGCGCAUAUCCUCCACCUUCCUCCCCACCGCAGUCAAGUUCCACUACAUCUUCAACCUGCGAGACCUCUCCAACAUAUUCCAGGGCAUUCUCUUCUGUACUGCUGAGUGUCUGAAAGCCCCUCCAGACCUGCUGAAAAUCUAUCUGCACGAGUCCAACCGGGUCUACAGAGACAAGCUGCUGGAGGAGCAGGACUUCCAGGCAUUUGAUAAGCUGCAGGCGGACACAGUGAAAAAGUUCUAUGAGGACAUGGAGGAGACUCUGGAGCAGACCAGGGAGAUGAACCUGUUCUGCCACUUUGCCCGUGGGCUGGGGGAGGCCAGGUACAUGGCUGCUGAGUCCUGGAGCAGCCUGAAUAAAACCCUGCUGGAGGUGCUGGACAGCUACAACGAGGUCAGCGCCACACUCAAUCUGGUGCUGUUUGAGGACGCCAUGGCUCACAUCUGCCGUAUAAACCGAAUCCUGGAGUCUCCGCGGGGGAAUGCGCUGCUGGUCGGAGUGGGCGGCAGCGGCAAGCAGAGUCUGACCCGACUGGCCGCCUUCAUCUCCAAUCUGGAGGUUUUCCAGAUCACCUUGAGAAAAGGAUACAGUAUCGCCGACCUCAAGAGUGACCUGGCGUCCCUCUACAUCAAAGCUGGCGUGAAGAACAUUGGCACCGUGUUCCUAAUGACUGACGCCCAAGUGGCAGACGAGAAGUUCCUCGUUCUGGUCAACGAUCUGUUGGCAUCAGGAGAGAUUCCUGACCUGUUCCCAGACGACGAGGUGGAGAACAUCAUCGGCAGCGUGAGGACAGAGGUCCGUGGCUCGGGCCUGAUGGAUACAAGGGAGAACUGCUGGAGGUUCUUCAUCGACCGGGUUCGCAGACAACUCAAGGUGGCUCUGUGUUUCUCUCCGGUGGGCAGUAAACUCAGGGUCCGCAGCAGGAAGUUCCCUGCCGUGGUCAACUGCACAGCGAUCGACUGGUUCCACGAAUGGCCGCAGGAGGCGCUGGAGUCGGUCAGCUUCAAGUUCCUCCAGGAGGUGGAGAACAUCGAACCCCGGGUGAAGGAGUCAGUCAGUAAAUUCAUGGCAUACGUCCACAUGAGUGUCAAUCAAACGUCCAAGGAGUACCUGGCCAACGAGCGCCGCUACAACUACACCACACCCAAGUCUUUCCUGGAGCAGAUCAAGCUGUACGGCAGUCUGCUGGGUCACAGGAGCAAAGAUCUCACCACCAAGAUGGAGCGGCUGGAGAACGGCCUGCAGAAGCUCAACAGCACCUCCGCUCAGUGGGCCUUGCUUGUGGUGGUCAGCGGCAAACAGAGAGACUGUGAGGAGGACUUAGCCAAGGCUGAACCAGCUCUGCUCGCUGCUCAGGAUGCCCUCAACACUCUUAAUAAGAACAACCUGACAGAGUUGAAGUCGUUCGGCUCUCCGGUGGCAGCAGUGACCAACGUCACAGCGGCAGUCAUGGUCCUGUCUGCGCCGGGCGGCAAAGUCCCAAAGGACCGUAGCUGGAAAGCCGCAAAGGUGAUGAUGGCCAAAGUGGACACGUUCCUGGACUCGCUGAUAAACUUCAACAAGGAGAACAUCCCAGAGGCAUGCCUGAAAGCUAUUAGGCCCUACCUGCAGGAUCCAGAGUUCCAGCCGGACCUAGUGGCCUCCAAGUCCAACGCGGCGGCCGGCCUGUGCUCCUGGGUUUUAAACAUUGUCAAGUUCUACGAGGUUUACUGCGAGGUGGAGCCCAAGCGUCAGGCUCUGAGCAAGGCCAACGCAGAGCUGGCUGCUGCACAGGAGAAACUCGCCACCAUCAAGAGCAAGAUCAAUCACCUUAAUGAGAACCUGGCCAAGCUGACAGCCAAGUUUGAGAAAGCCACUGCAGACAAGCUGAAGUGCCAACAGGAAGCCGAGUCAACCGCACGCACCAUUUCCCUGGCCAACCGCCUGGUGGGGGGUCUAGCAUCAGAAAAUGUGCGCUGGGCGGAGGCCAUAGAAAACUUCAAGAAACAGGGAAGGACUCUGUGUGGGGACGUGCUCCUCAUCACCGCCUUUAUCUCCUACCUGGGCUACUUCACCAAACGCUACCGCCUCCAGCUCAUGGACGACACCUGGAGGCCCUAUUUCAGUCAGCUGGAGGUUCCCAUCCCAGUGACCCCUGACCUGGACCCUCUGACCAUGCUGACAGACGGCGCCGACAUCGCAGCAUGGCAGAACGAGGGGCUGCCCGCCGACAGGAUGUCUACUGAGAAUGCCACAAUUCUCACUUCCUGCCAGCGCUGGCCCCUCAUGGUGGACCCCCAGCUGCAAGGCAUCAAGUGGAUCAAAACCAAAUAUGGAGAGAACCUACGCGUCAUCCGCAUCGGACAGAGAGGCUACCUGGAGGCCGUAGAGAGAGCACUGGCAGCAGGUGAUGUGGUCCUGAUUGAGAACUUGGAGGAAACAUUGGAUCCAGUUCUUGGACCUCUGCUGGGCAGAGAAACCAUUAAGAAGGGCAGGUACAUAAAGAUCGGAGACAAGGAGUGCGAGUACAACCCCAGUUUCCGCUUGAUCCUGCACACCAAGCUGGCCAGCCCUCAUUACCAGCCCGAGCUGCAGGCCCAGUGCACCUUGAUCAACUUCACCGUGACCAGGGACGGGCUGGAGGACCAGCUGCUGGCCGCCGUGGUCAGCAUGGAGAGACCGGACCUGGAGCAGCUCAAGUCCGACCUGACGAAGCAGCAAAAUGGCUUCAAGAUCACUCUGAAGACGCUGGAGGACAACCUGCUGUCCCGUUUGUCCUCAGCUUCAGGAAACUUCCUGGGGGACACAGAGCUGGUGGAAAACCUGGAGACGACCAAACGCACCGCUGCCGAGAUCGAAGAGAAGGUGAAAGAAGCCAAGGUGACAGAGGCCAAAAUCAACGAGGCUCGGGAGCACUACCGCCCAGCAGCAGCGCGGGCGUCCUUAUUGUACUUCAUAAUGAACGACCUCAAUAAAAUCCACCCCAUGUACCAGUUCUCUCUCAAGGCGUUCAGUGUGGUCUUCCAGAAAGCAGUUCUGAAGGCGGAGCCGGACGAGGUUCUGAAGCAGCGGGUCUCCAACCUAAUUGACAGCAUCACGUCCUCAGUGUUCCAGUACACCACCAGAGGCCUGUUUGAAUGUGACAAGCUCACGUACAUCGCUCAGCUGGCCUUCCAGAUCCUUCUGAUGAAUAAAGAAAUAGAUCCUGCAGAGCUGGACUUCCUCCUGAGAUACCCUGUCCAACCAGGUGUGAUGUCACCAGUGGAUUUCUUAUCCAACUUCUCCUGGGGAGGGGUCAAGUCCCUGUGCUCCAUGGAAGAGUUCCGGAACCUGGACCAAGACAUCGAGGGCUCGGCCAAACGCUGGAAGAAGUUUGUGGAGUCUGAGUGUCCAGAAAAAGAGAAAUUCCCACAGGAAUGGAAGAACAAAAGCUCUCUUCAGAGACUGUGCAUGAUGAGGGCCCUGAGGCCUGACCGCAUGACGUACGCUGUCAGAGACUUUGUAGAGGAGAAGCUGGGAAGCAAGUACGUGAUUGACAGAUCACUGGACUUUGCCGUCUCCUUUGAAGAGUCGGCUCCAGCUACGCCCAUGUUCUUCAUCCUCUCUCCUGGAGUUGACCCUUUGAAGGAUGUGGAGAAACAUGGGAAGAGGCUGGGUUACACAUUUGACAACAAGAACUUCCACAAUGUCUCUUUGGGCCAGGGUCAGGAGGUUAUAGCAGAACACGCCCUCGAUUUGGCGGCGAGGAACGGCCACUGGGUGAUAUUACAGAACAUCCACUUGGUGGCUCGCUGGCUGGGUACUUUAGAGAAACUUCUGGAGCAGCACGCAGAGGGAAGCCAUCGCAACUUCAGGGUGUUUGUCAGUGCUGAGCCCUCGUCGACCCCUGAGGGCCACAUCAUCCCGCAGGGCAUCCUGGAGAACUCCAUCAAGAUCACCAAUGAGCCGCCUACCGGCAUGCACGCCAACCUGCACAAGGCCCUGGACAACUUCAACCAGGACACGCUGGAGAUGUGUGCACGGGAGAAUGAGUUUAAGAGCAUUGUGUUUGCCCUGUGCUACUUCCAUGCGGUGGUGGCAGAGAGGAGGAAGUUCGGUCCUCAGGGCUGGAACCGAUCAUACCCCUUUAACACUGGGGACCUCACCAUUUCCAUCAACGUCCUCUACAACUACCUGGAGGCCAAUCCUAAGGUGCCAUAUGAUGACCUGCGCUACUUGUUCGGUGAGAUCAUGUAUGGGGGUCACAUCACAGACGACUGGGACCGCCGUCUGUGCCGGACCUACCUGGAGGAAUAUAUCAAGCCCGAGAUGAUGGAGGGAGAGCUGCACCUAGCACCUGGAUUCCCCUUGCCUGGAAACAUGGACUACAACAGCUACCACCAGUACAUUGAUCAGACCCUACCUGCCGAGUCACCCUACCUGUAUGGCCUUCAUCCCAACGCCGAGAUUGGCUUCCUCACACAAACCUCGGAGAAGCUUUUCCGCACGGUGCUGGAGAUGCAGCCCAGGGACGGAGGAGUCGGAGAGGGUGGUGGGACCACGCGUGAGGAAAAGGUGCGUGUGGUGCUGGAGGAGAUCUUGGAGAAGCUCCCGGAGGAGUUCAACAUGGCCGAGCUGCUGGCCAAGGCAGAGGAGAGGACUCCCUACCAGGUGGUGGCGCUGCAGGAGUGUGAGCGCAUGAACCUGCUCACCCAGGAGAUGAGACGCUCCCUGAGCGAGCUCAGCCUGGGACUCAAGGGAGAGUUAACCAUGACCGGUGACAUGGAGAACCUUCAGGAUGCUAUUUUCCUGGACAUGGUGCCAGACAGUUGGACCAAGCGGGCCUACCCCUCCAUGUGUGGCCUGGUACUGUGGUUCACCGACCUGCUGGCUAGGAUCAAGGAGCUGGAGGCUUGGACCACGGACUUCGCCUUACCAUCUGCGGUGUGGCUGGCUGGCUUCUUCAACCCACAGUCCUUCCUCACAGCCAUCAUGCAGGCUAUGGCUCGCAGGAAUGAGUGGCCUCUGGACAGGAUGUGUCUGCAGUGUGAUGUCACCAAGAAGAGUCGCGAGGACUUCACUCUACCGCCCCGGGAAGGAGCCUACGUGCAUGGGCUCUACAUGGAGGGCGCACGGUGGGACACACAGACUGGCAUGAUUGUAGACGCCCGCCUGAAAGAGCUCACCCCGACCGUUCCCGUCAUCUUCAUCAGGGCCAUUCCUGUGGACAAACAGGACAGCAGGAAUGUGUACCAGUGUCCUGUCUAUAAGACUCGCCAGAGGGGACCCACUUACGUGUGGACCUUCAACCUGAAGACCAAAGAAAAUCCCUCCAAGUGGACUUUAGCUGGGGUGGCCUUGCUUCUGCAGACCUAGCCAGAGUUGAUGAACUUCUUUGUGGUGCCAGCGGGGGCCUAGGGCUCCAUAGGAAGGGGGACCAAGGAACUCGGUGCACUCAGUGCAGCUUAUGGAGGCUAUUAUUAUGGCUCAUCUCCACAUUUAGCAUGUGGCCAAAGAAAAAGGAGAUGUAAACAUACUGCAGCUUUAGUUAUUGGGGAGAGAUGUUUGUUGUGGUCCAGUUCCUCUGUGGGAGCAGCAUGGGGGACAGCUGAAGGCCUCACUAGGAAGCUAGCCCGGUUACUUAUUGUAAGAAUGUAGUUAGUGUACCUGAACUGUACUUUACUGUUAUUUAUAAUUAUUAAAAGUCACUUAUUAUGCCAAAGGGAAACACGCGGUGAGACGAGAUGUUUAUCUUUCACCUCGAUUAAAGACAAAGCAGCACCUUAUCGCUUAGUUUCAAAUCCAUUUCAAUUAUUUUCAUGAGAGAAACAAUCUAUAUAUUAUUAUAUAUGAUAUUGUAAUUAUACCCUUCAUGAACAGAUAGUCUAGUUAAUCCCUGCUAGUCUAUAUCCACGACGUUCCAUUCCAGGAUUUAUCCGGUGCCGCCAAAACAAGACCCCGUCCAGAGCUUAGCCCCGCCCAUGACGAUUGUGAUUGGUGUAAAGAAAGGCCAAUAAACCGGAGCGUGAUUUUCACCCGGCCAGGAAUGCUGCAGACCUUGGCUAGUCCACCUUGCCCUCCUCCAACGAUGCCUUACAAGAAAAUGAGUUACAAAAUCCCCAUAAGGGUUUAUUGAGGAUGUCAUGUAUUAUGACCUGUGCGUUUCCUUUCAGCUCCUUCAGUGUUCCCUGAUGCGUGGCCCUGGACCUCCCAAUCGCCAAUCGGCAACUCUGGUUUGGUCAAAUAAAAUCCUUAAGUCACCAACUUAGAUGUGAAAAUACUCUGGCCCUACGCACUGUUCUGCCCACCGAUGGAUGGAUGGAUGGAUGGAUGGAUGGAUGGAUGGAUGGAUGGAUGGAUAUCACCGCUUGAUGUUUUCUUGUCAUUUGAGUCUAGUCUUUAGUGUCUGCCUCCGAAGAAGGAGGUGAGCCGCUGCUUGAGGGGAGAACAGUGUGUAGAGCUGGAAUAAGGAUAAACAUUAUGGAUUAUAUUUUACCAAACUAGAGUUGCUGAUGAUGUACUCAACUGAUCACUGAUAGCCAAUCUGGACGCAGCUCAAGAGCGAAAUCCAAAGAGUCACAUCGCGUACUUUCCUCCCUUGACUCCACGGGGUAGACUGGCCUUUAAAUGCAGCUUUCUGAGCUUCAGUAGUUGAAGACCAUUAAAUCAUCCAUGACUA
Molecule: messenger RNA, 14681 nt
Organism: Etheostoma spectabile (orangethroat darter)
Lineage: Eukaryota; Metazoa; Chordata; Actinopteri; Perciformes; Percidae
Product: dynein heavy chain 9, axonemal-like
Biological process (GO): microtubule-based movement
Cellular component (GO): dynein complex
Molecular function (GO): ATP binding; minus-end-directed microtubule motor activity; dynein intermediate chain binding
Source: RefSeq, a predicted model, not a curated record